This is a messenger RNA of Striga hermonthica, 1320 nucleotides long. NCBI's taxonomy places the organism in Eukaryota, Viridiplantae, Streptophyta, Magnoliopsida, Lamiales, Orobanchaceae. The record is from the annotation of a GenBank genome assembly.
AUGCGAUCCUUCAUGUGGCACGCGUCCAAGCUAUUCGCCCCCAAAAACUUCACCCGAUCCAUGUCGCAGUCCACUUCCAUACCCAAAAAGCAAACCCGAGUCCGCGACCAUGGCUACGACAACUACAUGGAAAUCGAGAAAAAAGUCCGCAAAAUCCUCAAAUUCCAGGACCUCAUCCUCUCCCAGCACAACAGCAUGAUCCCCGUCUCCCGCCUCGACGCCCUCGCCCGCCGUAUCGGCUUCAAGCAGCUCGAAUCCGGCCGCUUCAUCCUCAAAUUCCCCCACGUUUUCGAGGUCUUCGAACACCCGGUGCAGCGAAUCCUCUAUUGCCGCCUGACCCGGAAGGCCACCUCGCAAAUCCAGCAGGAAAACGAGGCCCUCCUGCAGCAGAUACCCGACGCCGUGACCCGGAUUAGGAAGCUGCUGCUGAUGUCGAACAUGGGCCGGAUCAGGCUGGAGCAUGUCCGCAUAGCCCGGAAGGAAUUCGGGCUGCCGGACGAUUUCGAGUACUCUGUAAUCCUAAAACACCCGCAGUAUUUCCGGUUGUUUGAUGCCGACGAGACCCGGAACAAGUACAUCGAGGCAGUCGACAAGGACCGCACGCUAGGUGUUUGUGAAAUUGAAAGAGUGAGAGAAAUGGAGUAUCGGGAGAAAGGGAUGGCAGCCGAAGAUGUCCGGUUCUCGUUCAUAGUGAAUUUCCCGCCCGGUUUCAAGAUCGGAAAGUACUACAAAAUUGCGGUUUGGAAGUGGCAAAGGCUGCCUUACUGGUCGCCCUACGAGGAUAUCUCGGGUUACGACCUGAGAUCGAUCGAAGCCCAGAAGAGGAUGGAGAAAAGGGCUGUUGCUGUUAUUCACGAGCUUUUAUCCCUGACCGUGGAGAAAAAGAUGACCUUGGAGAGGAUUGCGCAUUUCAGGAUGGCAAUGUGCCUGCCUAAGAAGCUAAAGGAAUUCUUGCUGCAGCAUCAGGGAAUCUUUUACGUGUCGACCAGAGGGAAUCACGGGAAGCUGCACACAGUUUUCCUGAGGGAGGCGUAUAGAAAGGGUGAGCUGGUGGAGCCGAACGAGCUGUACCUGGCAAGGAGGAAAUUGGGGCAGCUGGCAUUGAUUAGCCCGAGAAAGGCGAAAGUGGAUAAUCGAUUGGUGAAUUACAGGAGGGGUGGGCUGGAUGAUGAUGAUGAUGAUGAUGGUUUGAGGGGUGGUGUUGGGAGAGGCUAUGUUGAGGGUGAUUUUGAGAUGACAAAGAGAGAAGGUGGAAAUGAAUCGGAUGAUGAUUUUAGUGAUGGUGGUGGGAGUGAGAACGAAAGUUUUGUGGACGACUGA